GUGACGUGACGCGCGAGCGCCCAUACUCUAGAAAUGUCAGACAUUUGUUCCUCUUUUGUGCUCACUCUUUAAAAUAUGUCGAUGGUUAAAGCGUAUUUAAUAUUUUCCGUGCUGUUUGUCGUGUUUGGUACUCCUCUCGGAUUUCUGGGAAAUGGAGACACGUUUCGACGGGAGGUGUCCGUGGAGCUGAAUCCGGGUCUGACUCCUCCGUCCGUUCUUCCUCGCGGAGUGGCUCUGGUUCACGUGCGAGGUCUGGGGCUCAACGACACGCUUCACUUCCUGCUGUGUAACUCUGAAGCUCCGGCUCUGCUGAUGGUUCACACGAACAGCACUCGGUCUGCUGUACAGGUGGACUGGCCUGCGUUUCUCAACCACAGUUCAUCCAGCAGCCUGAGGGUGGAGCCGGAGAGCAGUGUUCAGUACAGAAGCGCUCUAGUGUUCACCCGAGUGUGGGAGUACGAUGACGUGAAUAACACGGCCGACCCGCAGAAGACGGCAGAGUCCAGCUUCUAUCCUCCGUACGAGCUGGAGAAGUUCAUCUGGAGCGAGCUGAGCGUCACUGCGAACCAGACGGAGCCUACGGUGAAGAUGUGUGGAGGAGAGACAUCGGAGAGCUUCCUGAACGGCUCCCUCUGUCUGCAGUUCUCAGCGUUUGAGUCGGAGGGUCGUGAUAAACCCUGGCCGAGUCUUCGUCAUAACGCCAACUCCUCUCAGCUGCGAGUGUGGCUUGACGGCGUGACGCCGCGAGGAAACAACUCUAGAUUCGCCCUGGAGCUUCAGUCUGUAGGAGACUCGGGGUCCGAGGGACGAGUGGACGUCCGCAGCUCUAUAGACGACGAGUACACUCCCUCCAUCUUCAAGGUGUCUCAGUGGGUGUCGUCUCCGGUGAACAGCAGCAGUGUUUCAGGUUAUAAUCAGUGGAAGCCCGUGGCGUAUCGUAAGCCUCAGCCGGUGUUUGAGGACGCUACCGCCUGUAAACACUCAGCGCUGGUGUCCGUGAACCGCAUCCCUCGGUCCGGUCUGGUCCAGGCCUAUUUCCCUGAGCGGUCUGAGACGUCCGGCCUGAACAUCAGCUUCGGCAUCGCUAAAGACCCCGUGUUUUACAGCGACACCAAAUACAUCAGCUGGACUGUUUUAGUGGGUCUGGGCGAGCCUCCGGUCGACUCGUUCUCCCCGUUAAUCAUCGUCAUCAUGACCGUUGGACUCGGCACUCCUCUGGCCAUCAUCCUCGUGGGUGGAGUGUUUGUUUGGAUCCGUAAGAGGAUGUCGCACUCGUCCGGCUACGAGCCAAUCAGAAACACGGACCAUUAGAAACACGUCAACAGAGUAGAGUUUAACUGACCGCUAUCUGGAUGGCUUUUGAUUUAAACUGAAUUUUUUUACACGUUUGUACUUAAAUCUGAUUGGCCGGUCGAGCGCAGAUCAAAACUAAAGGUAUUAUUUCAUUGUUUUUACGCGAUCGUGUUUCACACUUGAUGCUUGUGCCAAAAUCCUGCCUGUAAGAUCAAUUAAACUGACGGGGUUGAUGACCGCUGCGCACGUUUUAAAGAUUUAAAACACGAUGUCCUCUUUAAUUCAGAAAUCUAUGCAAACGCUUUCAUACUUAAUGGAAACGGUACUGUUGGAGAUUCUCAGGGAUUCUCAGUCUGUUGAGUUUCGAUGUUUUUAACGAGUUUAUUGUGAAGGCGUUUUAGAAAUGUUCAUUUGCACCGCGUGCAAACGCUUUCUGAAAUCUUUCCUUUUGUUGCUGCUGUCUUCAGUCACUUGUGGAUGUAAAUAUGGAUUCAAACCUUUCUUUUUCACUAUAUAAAUUCAUCCGACUCUUUGUGGA
Molecule: messenger RNA, 1831 nt
Organism: Puntigrus tetrazona (Sumatra barb)
Lineage: Eukaryota; Metazoa; Chordata; Actinopteri; Cypriniformes; Cyprinidae
Product: glycosylated lysosomal membrane protein
Exons: 6
Coding region: 76-1311 (411 amino acids)
Cellular component (GO): lysosome
Source: RefSeq, a predicted model, not a curated record